GCAACUUGCGAGCCCAUGUUCUGAGACUGCAUUCGAUACCAAGGUCUGAAGAGAAGGUGUACACGUGCCAUUUUUGCACCUGUGUGUUCCGCAAGGUCAGUCGUAUGCACGCUCACAUCAAUCGCACUCAUCGCGAUCUCAUCGCCAAACAAACUGACGGAAAUGACGAUGACGAUGACCCUAACAAGGCCGCAGGAGAGACAGAUUUGAUGGAGAUGGGUGAUUCUACUGCUAAAGAUUCUUCAGAUAAAGAAAACGACGAGGGACAAGACAGUUCUAAUCGACCCGAAGUUGGAGGCCGACCGACAUCAAAAUCUAAUCGUAAUGCCAGAAAGAAGUCUAAAUCUGCUGGCAACUUAUGUACUUACUGUGGAAAAUUAUUCAAGAAACCAUCAGAUCUAGUCAGACAUAUUCGAAUUCACACUCAUGAAAAGCCGUUUAAGUGUGAACAUUGUUUUCGAUCGUUUACUGUGAGAUCUACUCUCACCACACAUAUGCGAAGGCAUACCGGAAUAAAAGCCUACGUCUGUCGUGCAUGUAACAAGACAUUCUCCUCCCAAGGAAGUCUCAAGAUCCACUUGAAAUCGCAUCUGCGACAGAAACGCUAUCACUGUAAGCACUGCCUGCUGCGUUUCUCAACCCUCAGCGAACGAGCGUUACAUAUUCAGAAUGCGCACGCUCUACUUGAGAUGGAGCAGUCCUCAAACGGACUAGAUAAGUCAGUCGUUUUGCCUGAACCGCUUAUCAUGACAGAAGAAGUGUGGCACAAAAUUGUAGUACGCACCCGAGAAGGCACCCGGUCUAUGGAGGUGUACUUGGAGGCCGGAAAGGUAGCAAUAGGGUCUGAGGAGGAUCGGCCACACAAGUGUACAGAGUGCGAUUCCCGCUUUCGCAAAACCAGCAAUCUCACAAUUCAUAUGCGUACUCACACUGGUGAACGGCCAUUCCUGUGCGAUAUGUGUCCCAG
This is a messenger RNA of Nilaparvata lugens (brown planthopper), 967 nucleotides long. Its product is annotated as zinc finger protein 420-like. Lineage: Eukaryota; Metazoa; Arthropoda; Insecta; Hemiptera; Delphacidae. Gene Ontology annotation, cellular component: nucleus. The transcript is spliced from 8 exons. Gene Ontology annotation, biological process: regulation of transcription by RNA polymerase II. The annotation marks the transcript as partial. Gene Ontology annotation, molecular function: RNA polymerase II transcription regulatory region sequence-specific DNA binding; DNA-binding transcription factor activity, RNA polymerase II-specific. The record is from RefSeq and is a predicted model, not a curated record.